Molecule: messenger RNA, 6115 nt
Organism: Ochotona princeps (American pika)
Lineage: Eukaryota; Metazoa; Chordata; Mammalia; Lagomorpha; Ochotonidae
Gene: IQGAP3
Product: IQ motif containing GTPase activating protein 3
Exons: 38
Coding region: 179-5086 (1635 amino acids)
Biological process (GO): regulation of GTPase activity; regulation of actin cytoskeleton organization
Cellular component (GO): cytoplasm
Molecular function (GO): calmodulin binding; GTPase activator activity; actin filament binding
Source: RefSeq, a predicted model, not a curated record
ACCAUGGUAGUCCUGGCAGAGCAGCGCCUUAACUUCUCAGCGCACCUGGGUGACGCCCUGGAACUACAAAUCCCAGAGUUCCCCCGUUCAGAGGACCGGAAGUGUCCUGUUGGACUGUGGCAACGGAGAGGGGCGGUGGCCCUGCGGCGGGAGAUUCAAACCUGGACGAAGGAGGAACAUGGAAGGCAGACGAGCGGGCCCCGGCCCGGCAGCCUAUGAGCGCCUCACUGCUGAGGAGAUGGAUGAGCAGAGGCGGCAGAAUGUGGCCUAUCAGUACCUGUGCCGGCUGGAGGAGGCCAAGCGCUGGAUGGAGGCCUGCCUGAAGGAGGAGCUUCCUUCCCCCGUGGAGCUGGAGGAGAGCCUCCGCAAUGGGGUGCUGCUGGCCAAGCUGGGCCACUGCUUCGCCCCCUCUGUGGUACCCCUGAAGAAGAUCUAUGAUGUGGAGCAGCUGCGGUACCAGGCAACUGGUUUGCAUUUCCGUCACACAGACAACAUCAACUUUUGGCUGUCUGCAAUAGCCCACAUUGGUCUGCCUUCGACCUUCUUCCCUGAGACCACGGACAUCUAUGACAAGAAGAACAUGCCCCGGGUGAUCUACUGUAUCCAUGCCCUCAGUCUCUUCCUCUUCCGGCUGGGAUUGGCCCCUCAGAUCCAGGAUCUGUACGGGAAAGUGAAAUUCACAGCUGAGGAACUCAGCAAUAUGGCCUCUGAACUGGCCAAAUAUGGCCUCCAGCUGCCAGCUUUCAGCAAGAUCGGGGGCAUCCUGGCCAAUGAGCUCUCGGUGGAUGAGGCUGCAGUCCAUGCUGCAGUUCUCGCCAUCAAUGAGGCGGUGGAGCGAGGUGUGGUUGAGGACACCCUGGCAGCCUUGCAGAAUCCCAGCGCUCUUCUGGGGAAUCUUCGAGAGCCUCUCGCAGCCAUUUACCAGGAGCUGUUGGCCCAGGCCAAGGCAGAAAAGGCUACCAAUGCCAGGAACCACUUUCUGCAGGAUGACAGAGAAAGCCAGGACAUCUACGACUUCUACCUCACACAGGCGGAAAUCCAGGGCAACAUCAACCAUGUCAAUGUGCAUGGGGCUCUGGAAGUCAUCGAUGAUGCCCUGGAAAGACAGAACCCCGAGGCCCUGCUCCAGGCCCUUCAAGACCCUGCACUGGCCCUGAGAGGGCUGAGGAGGGACUUUGCUGACUGGUAUCUGGAACAGCUGAGUGCAGACCGAGAGCAGAAAGCCCAGGAGCUGGGGCUGGUGGAGCUUCUGGAAAAAGAGGAGGUCCAGGCUGGCGUGGCUGCAGCCAACAAGAAGGGAGAUCAAGAACAAGCCAUGCUCCAGGCGGUGCGGCGGAUCAACAAAGCCAUCCAGAGGGGAGUGGCAGUUGACACAGUGCGAGAGCUGCUAUGCCCUGAAGCCCAGCUGCCCCCCGUGUAUCCCUCUGCCGCGGCUGUGUACCAGCAGGAGUUGGCAUUACUCCAGCGGCAGCAGCAGGGGGAGCUUGGCCAGGAGGAGCUCUUUGUGGCUGUGGAGAUGCUGUCAGCCGUGGUUCUGAUCAACCAGGCCCUGGAGGCUAAGGAUGUCAGUGGCUUCUGGAACAGUCUGGAGAACCCUGCCACUGGCCUGGCUGAGAUAGAAGGAGAAAAUGCUCAACGGUACUUUGAUGCCCUGGUGAAGCUGCGACAGGAACGUGGAGAGGCUGGGGCUUUCCUGAGCUGGAAUGACUUGCAGGCCAUCGUGAGCCAGGUCAAUGCCCAAGUUCAAGAAGAGAAUGAUCAGGUCCUUGCCGUUAGCCUCAUCAAUGAGGCUCUGGACCAGGACAGUCCUGAGAAGACCCUGUCAGCCCUGCUGCUUCCCACAGCUGGUCUGGAUGAUGUGAGCCUCCCUGUGGCCCCUCGCUACCAUCUACUCCUUGUGACAGCCAAAAGGCACAAGGCCCAGUUGACAGGGGAUCCUGGAGCUGUGCUGUGGCUGGAGGAGAUUCGCCAGGGAGUGGUCAGAGCUAAUCAGGACACAAGCACAGCACAGAGAAUGGCCCUUGGUGUAGCUGCCAUCAAUCAGGCCAUUAAGGAAGGCAAGGCGGCCCAGACGGAGCGGGUGCUGAGGAAUCCCUCUGUGGCCCUCCGCGGGCUAGUUCCUGACUGUGCCCAUGGCUACCAGCGAGCCCUAGAAAGUGCCAUGGCAAAGAAGCGGCGUCCAGGGGACACAGCUCUCUGGGUUCAGCAUGACAUGAAAGAUGGCACCACCUACUACUUCCAUCUGCAGACCUUCCAGGGGACCUGGGUGCGCCCUCACGACUGCCGCCUCAACACCGCCCACCUGAAUCGGGAAGAGAUCCAGUCAGCCAUCACCAAGGUCACUGCUGCCUACGACCGCCAGCAGCUCUGGAAGGCCAAUGUGGGCUUUGUAAUCCGGCUCCAGGCCCGCCUCCGUGGCUUUCUGGUUCGGCAGAAGUUUGCUGAGCACUCUCACUUUCUGAAGACCUGGCUCCCAGCUGUCAUCAAGAUCCAGGCCCACUGGCGGGGUUACAGACAGCGCAAGAGCUACCAGCAGAGGCUGCAGUACCUAGAAGCAAACGUGGCUGCCGUCAUCAAGAUCCAGGCCUGGGCCCGGAUGUGGGCAGCACGGAGGCAGUACCUGAAGCGGCUGCGCUACUUCCAGAACAAUGUGGAUUCCAUUGUGAAGAUUCAGGCAUUCUUCCGUGCCCGGAAAGCCCGGGAUGACUACAGGAUGCUGGUGCACGCUCUCCACCCUCCUCUCAGUGUGGUCCGCAGAUUUGCCCAUCUCUUGAAUCAGAGCCAGCAGGACUUCUUGGCUGAGGCUGAGCUGCUAAAGCUGCAGGAGGAGGUAGUCAGGAAGAUCCGGUCCAAUCAGCAACUGGAGCAGGAUCUCAACCUCUUGGACCUCAAGAUCGGCCUGCUGGUGAAGAAUCGGAUCACCCUGCAGGAAGUGGUCUCCCACUGCAAGAAGCUGACCAAAAAGAAUAAGGAACAGCUGUCAGAUAUGAUGGUUCUAGACAAGCAGAAGGGCUUGAAGUCGCUGAGCAAAGAGAAACGGCAGAAACUAGAAGCUUACCAACACCUCUUCUACUUGCUCCAGACCCAACCCAUCUACCUGGCCAAGCUGAUCUUUCAGAUGCCACAGAAUAAAACCACCAAGUUCAUAGAAGCAGUGAUCUUCAGCCUGUACAACUAUGCCUCCAACCGCCGAGAGGCCUAUCUGCUGCUCCAGCUCUUCAAGACAGCACUCCAGGAGGAAAUCAGGUCAAAGGUGGAACAGCCCCAGGAUGUGGUGACCGGCAACCCGACAGUCGUGAGGCUGGUGGUGAGGUUCUACCGCAAUGAGCGGGGACAGAGCGCCCUGCGGGAGAUCCUGGGCAAGGUCAUCCAGGAGGUGCUGGAGGACAAGGCACUCAGCGUCCACACAGACCCCGUUCACCUCUACAAGACCUGGGUCAACCAGACUGAGGCCCAGACAGGACAGCGCAGCCGUCUCCCUUAUGACGUCACUCCUGAGCAGGCCUUGAGCCACCCUGAGAUUCAGAGACGACUGGACAUCUCCCUGCGCGAUCUCCUGGCCGUGACUGAUAAGUUCCUGGUCGCCAUCAUUUCGUCAGUGGACCAAAUUCCGUACGGGAUGCGGUAUGUGGCCAAAGUCCUAAAGACAGCUCUGGCGGAGAAGUUCCCUGAUGCCAGGGAGAGCGAAAUCUAUAAGGUGGUGGGGAACCUCCUGUACUAUCGCUUCCUGAACCCCGCUGUGGUGGCCCCUGAUGCCUUCGACAUCGUGGCCAUGGCUGCGGGUGGUGCCCUGGCUGCCCCCCAGCGCCACGCCCUGGGGGCAGUGGCUCAGCUCCUGCAGCACGCAGCAGCUGGCAAGGCCUUCUCGGGGGAGAACCAGCACCUGCGCAUCCUGAACGACUAUCUGGAGGAGACGCACCACAAGUUCAGGAAGUUUGUGUGCAGAGCCUGCCAGGUGCCUGAGCCAGAGGAGCGCUUUGCAAUGGACGAAUACUCAGACAUGGUGGCUGUAGCCAAACCUGUGGUGUACAUCACCGUGGGAGAGCUUGUCAACACGCACAGGCUGCUGUUGGAACACCAGGACUGGAUUGCUCCCGACCACCGGGACCCCCUGCAUGAGCUCCUGGAGGACCUGGGGGAGCUGCCUACUGUCUCUGAUCUCAUUGGGGAAAACAUCGCUGCAGAUGGACACACAGACCUGAGCGAUCUCGAAGUGUCCCUGACACUCACCAACAAAUUUGAAGGGCGUGAGGCAGACAUUGACGAUACCAAUGCCAAGUGUUUGCUUCUAAGCACCAAGCAGAUGCUAGCUGACAUUGUACAGUUCUACCCCGGGGACUCCCUUGAAGAGAUCCUGUCCCUCACAGCUUCCCAAGAGCAGGAAGUGGCUCACAAGCGGCUGAUGUGCCGGCGCCAGACCUGUGAGGCCCAGACCCCUGAGCCACUGCGACGACACCGCUCGCUGACAGCGCACUCCCUCCUGCCACUGGCAGAGAAGCAGCGGCGGGUCCUGCGGAACCUGCGCCGCCUUGAGGGCCUGGGGUUGGUUAGUGCCCGAAAUGGCUACCAGGAGCUGGUGGAUGAGCUGGCUAAGGACAUCCGCAACCAGCGCCGACACCGGCAGCGGCGCAAGGCGGAGUUGCUAAAGCUUCAGGCCACGGUCCAGGGGCUAAACGCCAAGACCACCUUCUUUGAGGAACAGGGCGACUACUACAGCCAGUACAUCCGGGCCUGCCUGGGCCACCUGGCCCCCAGCUCCAAGAGCUCUGGGAAGGGGAAGAAGCAGGCAUCUCUUCGUUACACUGCAGCCCAGCUUCUAGAGAAGGGGGUCCUGGUGGAGAUUGAAGAUCUUCCUGCCUCUCACUUCAGAAAUGUCAUCUUUGACAUCACCCCUGGAGAUGAGGCUGGCAAGUUCGAAGUUAACGCCAAGUUCCUGGGUGUGGACAUGGAGCGAUUUCAGCUGCACUAUCAGGACCUCUUGCAGCUCCAGUAUGAGGGUGUGGCGAUCAUGAAACUCUUUAACAAGGCCAAGGUCAAUGUCAACCUUCUCAUCUUCCUCCUCAACAAGAAGUUCUUGCGGAAAUGACUGAGGCAGGCCAUGAGCAAGCUCCCGCCCUGUGGCCUGUCUGGCUGAUGUCUUUAACACUAAUUCACUGCUGGGCUUCCUGCAGAUGCCCUGGCUUGGCUCAAGACACAGCACUGACUGAGGGCGGCUGGCACACUCCUCCCUUCCGCACCUGGAAGGGGUGUGUGUGCUGGCCACAGCACUCUGGUUGGCUUAAGAGGGAGGAACACCCAGGAACCCCAAGGCUUCCCAGCCAGCUGUGAGGGGUAUGAAUCCAGGGUGUGCCCCUUGGCUCUGGUGUCUGCUACUGCCAUCCUGCAAUCACCCCAGUACUCUAAGCACUGCCCCGAUGGCCUCAUUCUUCCUCUCCACUUCCUUUUCUUAGCACACCCCCAAAGCUAGGGCCAGGCUCCCCCUCCUCACCACCCACCACAUCUGUCGAGCCACAGCUGUGACACAGUGUGUCCCCCAGCCCCUCACCCUCACCCUGGCCCUGGGGCAGGCCGUGGGGUUGGUUCAUGCCCACAUGGCCCUGUGGCACUGUUGUCCUCCGUGGCGUUAUGGGUAAGAUGACCUUCCAUUAACCUCAAACCGCAUUCCCCUAUUGAUGGUCUGUUUUAUAUGUGGGUCACUGGGGUAUUUAUUUUCUCUCCCACCCCUGCACUCCCAACUGCUUAGCCGCCUUAAUCGUGGUUUUAAUUCCCUCAUCUUUUUGUGCUCAAAGGGUUCUCAGCUCCCCUAUCCAAAGUAGUGUUUGUGCCCCUCAUUUCAAAUAAAAAAUAAAUAAAAUCACCUUGGGUGAGAGCCACAGGUUACAAUCUUGUUUUAGCUUCUCCCAGGGCAAAGCGAGUGUCUCCCUCUUCUCCUCUACCCUGGGGAGUCUCGCGUCUCAGAGAUGACUCUUCCAGGCAAUUUCCUCUUCUCCAAUCCUACCCUCUGCCACUGUCUUCUGUUCUCACUCCUCUUCUUCUCUCCCAACAUCUACCCAACUUCCUGUCCCUGCUGCUGUAGUUUUUCCGACCCCAUCUUAAUAAAAGCAACUGUUGCUCC